Molecule: messenger RNA, 1612 nt
Organism: Plutella xylostella (diamondback moth)
Lineage: Eukaryota; Metazoa; Arthropoda; Insecta; Lepidoptera; Plutellidae
Gene: ATP6AP2
Product: ATPase H(+)-transporting accessory protein 2
Biological process (GO): positive regulation of Wnt signaling pathway
Cellular component (GO): membrane; external side of plasma membrane
Molecular function (GO): signaling receptor activity
Source: RefSeq, a predicted model, not a curated record
UAUUUGUAAGGAUUUCCAUAGACAAAUUUUAGAACCAUAAACCAAUUUGGCAACACUGAAAUCAUAUGACAGUCUGCCAUUGUAAAUCAAGAAAAUGGCUGGGAAAAAGGUCCUGUUUCUAUUUUCCCUAGUUUUAGCCGUAAUCGGUACUAAUGCCGUCGGUGAACUCAGGAUCCUUCACUCCCCUGACUCCCUGAAGUUCCAGGGAUCCAGCGGAACCCAAGAAAGUGUCCUGAAAGAUAUAUUUUCAGCUUCCCUGGGCCUCUCCGUCGAAGAGGACUCGGAAUGGAAUGGACUUUCCAUUGUAGAUCCCUUCAAAACCCCAGAAGCUGUGGUUGAAGUCUACAUUGAUGGCAUCUCUAGUCUUGGAAAUGUUGAAAACAGCAAAGUCAAGACCUUCCCGCUGAAGGCUGAUGAGUAUGAGCCGGAGACGUUCCAGAUGCUGAAGCACCGCAUCAACCAGCGCUUCAGCGACGGCAGCAACACCCUGAUCAAUGUCAAACUGUCCGACCCCACUGAGAUCUCUAGCCUAUUCGGCGACAUGGCCAUCCCGAAGGUGUCGAAGCAGUCGCUGCAGCACCUCAAGCAGGACCAGGUGGAAGAGGAUUACAGCUUCCUGCAGGACCUCGCCGUGCUCAAGGCCAUCACUGAGAAGGUGUCAUCCGGCGCGAUCUCUCCGGACAACUCUGUGGACUUCUACAACCUGCGCGUGACGUCACUGCACGCGCUGUCCGACUACCACGGGCCCAGCUCCAUGCAGACCAAGGAGGCCAAGAAACUGCUGGUGAGCGCCCUCGAGGAGCUGAGCCGCGCGUUCGUGCAGGCGUACGACGGCGCCGUGCUGGUGACCGCCGUCACGUCCGACAUCGAGCACACGCGCCGCGCGCGCGCCGUGGCUGCGCCCCGCGAGUUCAAGUUGAACGACGACGACGCGUACUCCGCAGACUACGCCGCCAUCUUCAACAUCAUCCUGUGGUUCGGCGUGGUGUUUGCGUUCUCUCUGAUCGCGAUUGUCUAUGCCCUGAUCGACAUGGACCCGGGCCGCGACUCCAUCAUCUACCGCAUGACCAGCACGCGCAUGAAGAAGGACAACUAGAUGCGCAACCUCUUUGCUCUGUGGAAACCUGGCCGCUUUUUAGAUUUGGGCGUCGGAAGGAGGGCGGAGUUCCUUUUUUAAAAGAGGUAUUUUUGAAUGCUUUGGUGGAAUAAAUGGUUCAAUCGUUAGAUCCAAUGCAAAUUACGUACAAAUAUCCCAUCUAAAAUGUUGUCAGGUUUUAACAAUAUGAGGUAGUAUUUUGUAACAUCUUUACCAUUUAGGGUGGUAUUCAGCAUUUAGAGCUACUUGCUAGACAAGUUUAAAUGUUGUUGAAUCAAAGUGUGAGUGUAAUGUUGGAACUUAAUUAUUAAGUGUAAAUUAGAAAAAUAGUCAAAGUAAAUACAUUUAUAAUUAUGAUGAGGAUUUAUUUAUUUUCGAAUUCUGUACAUAGCAUUCUCACUAUAUAUCUCUUGCUAUCUAACACUUAUAUAUGAACAUCUAUACUUUAAAUAUUUAUUAGAAUUUGAUGUUGUUACCUGAUGUAUUUACCGCGAUUAAACUAGUUGUUAUUUCUAA